This is a messenger RNA of Chlamydomonas reinhardtii, 1918 nucleotides long. RefSeq lists its product as uncharacterized. Bases 28 to 990 code for a protein of 320 amino acids. The transcript is spliced from 5 exons. The record is from RefSeq and is a predicted model, not a curated record. NCBI's taxonomy places the organism in Eukaryota, Viridiplantae, Chlorophyta, Chlorophyceae, Chlamydomonadales, Chlamydomonadaceae.
GACAACUCGCUGCGCUCGACAGCGGCGAUGGCAGCGGCAGCAGCGGCGGCAGCGGCGACAGCAGCGACGGCGUCGGCGGGGGCAGAAACGGAGGUGGCGGCGCAAGGGGGGCGGGAGGUGGAAGGGCAAGAGACAGGCCGUCGGCUGUGGCUGCAGGCACGGCUAAAGGAGCAGCCGGCGCUCAAGCGCUGUCAGGCGGGGAUACCCAGCGCGCGGGUGGCGUCGGCAGCUGACCAUGAGCUGCGAAUACGCUACCUCUAUGGAGGUGGCGUGGACGCGGCGGCGGCUGCCGGGUCUGCGCCUGCGCCGGUGCAACAGUACGGGCUGUGGCACCUACUCCGUUUCUACCGGCAGUGGGGCCAGCGGCGGUGGCGCCUGACUGUCCAUGUGCGGACGCAGAAGGUGCUGGAGCACACGGCGCAGCAGCUGGCUGGUGGAAGGCCCAAGGAGGAGGUCAUUGGUGGCUGGGGCAACGCCAACACUGGCUAUGGCGGUUGCAUCAGCAGGUUGGGGCGGGGCCCAAACCGGGCACUGCUCCGCCUGCUGGUGGACAAGUACGCGCACCUGGUGGUGUACGUGGACGAGUUCUACACAUCGCAGGUGUGUGCGAAGUGCGGGCGGCGCUUACUCGGCAACGGGCAGCGCUGCCUGCAGGCGGUCGUACCAUGGGGGGGCUUACGUGCUCACCAAGUCCAAGUGUGCAACCACUGCGGGACGGUGUGGGGACGUGACGUCAACUCCGCAACCAACAUCCGGCACGCGCUGGUGGAGAUGCUGCUGGGGCACAAGCGACCUGCAUCGCUGCAGACUGGCGGCGGCGGCGGCGGUGGCAGCGGCGGCGGCGGCAGCGGCGGCGGCGGCAGCGGCGGCGGCGGCAGCGGCAGCAGCGGGGGCGCGUGCGCGCAACUUGGUAGCGGAGGGGGCGGGAAAGGCCACGUGGAGGAGGAGAGCGCAGCGCCGCCCAAGAAGCGGCGCAAGCGCGCAGGCUGAGGAGCCGGCUGGUGUCUAGGUAGUGGUCCGCGGUGGGGCUGGCAGGGCAUGCGUAGCGGCAUGACAAGUAGUGCGGCUGUUGACAACUGUGCUACGUCUGGCUGCGGUUGGCUCUGCUGUGGCAUCGCGAUUGCUAGGCACCUGGUUUGGCUAUGUGCCUGUGGAAACCGACCCCGGCUAUGUCCGGGCGAUGAGGUUGUUCGGCCUCAGACUGUGGAGGGGCUCAGCCCCUUUUCCCGUGACCGGGGAACACUUGUCUACAGUGUAGAUGGAAAGGUGAGCACUGAGUAGAUGGGAGAUACGAGCGUCAUGUUCGCUUGUGCGUGUUGCGUUCUUUCAAGCAUAUCCAUAAUAAGAGCACUGAGCCAGUGAGAGACGGUGCAGGACGGCAGUGAGAGGUGGGCAUCAGCAUUACAGAUUCUCGGAUGCAUGACCUAGCAUGGCUUGGGCCUAUUUCUAUGGGGUUGAUGAAAACACGGGGACUACGGGCACUCAAAAGGGCGAGGGCGGGCGUAGCCCGAAACCCGCUACCUGAACGGGGAAUGCACAAGGGAUACGGUAGUUGCGGUAUUAGAUACAUGCAGCGGGAUGGGCUGGACAGUGUCGGAGGCUACUGCUGCGUACCCGGCCAAUGCCACACGCCGAAACCCUGUGCCGCCACAAUCGGAGUAGCCGCGCGCGCCAUCCGUCUCCCGGCCAUGCCUCCCGUGCCUCGUCCACUAGCGCAUCGGAAACCGUCUAACGACUGUGAUUGAGCGUGAACGUCUGUGUACGUUUGUGAACGUUUGUGUUUGAGGCCCGUUUGAGAACGGCGGCUAAUAGCAAGAGGUGGCGCAAUGGGGAGGACCUGUAUUGACUGUAUUGACUGUUGUAUUGACUGUUGUACAGGGUUUCGGCGUGUGGCAUUGGCCGGGUACGCAUGAGACAA